UUGUCAUUUUUUAAGGACAAAGUCGACCCAGAACGUGAUGGAGCGCCUGAUUAUUACAAAAUUAUCAAACAUCCAAUUGAUUUAACAACAAUUAAGCGAAAAUUAAACUCAAAUGAAUAUAAGUCGAUUGAACAAUGGGCUGAUGAUGUAAAUUUGGUAUGGAAAAAUGCAAAAACUUACAACAACGAAGGAAGUGUUAUCCAUUUCAUUGCACAAGAGCAAGAAAUAUGGUUUGCGCGUAAAUACAAAAAUAUUCCAAGAACAAAAGACGAAGAAUGGGUUUAUCAGCUCCAAAAGGCUACAAAAAUUUUAUCUAGGUUAGCCACACAACCUCCUAACUCAAUAGUCCCAUCAGCUAAUGUUUUAUUUGAUUUAACAAAGAUCCAAGCAGAACUUGCACCUCUUCAGACAGUUACAUUCGCCCCAGUUGAGAAUAAGCCACAGAGCCAGAACCAGUAG
Molecule: messenger RNA, 459 nt
Organism: Trichomonas vaginalis G3
Lineage: Eukaryota; Parabasalia; Trichomonadida; Trichomonadidae
Product: acetylation-dependent protein binding
Exons: 1
Molecular function (GO): protein binding
Source: RefSeq, a predicted model, not a curated record